AUGAUGGCACAGGAUCAGAACGUUCCCUUAGUGGCCACAUCUCCACCGCGCAAACGUCGCCGACCACCCAAGUCAUGUGAUCCGUGUCGAAGACGAAAAGUUCGGUGUGAUCGGAAAGUCCCUUGCGGCCAGUGCGAGCGCGCGAGAACUGCGUUGCAGUGCAACUACGCCCCUACAGUAACUGCGAGUAGUCCCUCUGGUGGCGACAUCUCCCACCUGGCGGCCCCUUCCGUGCGGGAGGGAGAUUCACCCCCUUCCGAACCCGCGGACCCACAGAGACCAAGCCGGCCAUCGGCACAUUCGUCGCAUUUGCUGCCUCCGGAGCAGCAUCAGUCCCAGAACAAGAUCAUCCAGAAUCUACAACGCCGAAUUCGGCGUUUGGAAGACCAGCUUCCCUACCCUCCAAUCUCUCGGACCACAACUGGCCCCGAUUCCGACGUUUCUCAAGCUCAAGCUCUGCGCCACCUUCACGACCGGGUCCUUCUGACCGAGGAGCAAUGGUCUGAUUUCUCUCAACCCAGCAAUUUGGUCAACGGAUGGGCCAUUCCAGCUACCCCGCCUCGCUUGCGAGUCACUUCCGAUAAGACGAAGGUGUUUGGUCCCAGCCACUGGUUGCAUACCGCCGAGAAGUUGCAAGUUCUUGGCAAGUUCGACGCCAAAGAGGUAGAACCAUCCCUGCAGGAUGUGGACUCCCGAUCAGAGGUCGCCGGCAUCUUGAAAGAUUGUCGGCAUCUACGGCAGACCAUGAAGGCACAAGAGUCGGUCCGGCUUAAUCAUCCUGUCCCAGACAUUUUGAGCACGCUUCCAACUCAAGAAGUAUGCGAUAGUCUGGUCGAUGCCUAUCUCCGGACUUUCGAGUUGAUCUACCGGAUUGUUCAUAUCCCAUCGUUCUGGGAGGACUAUCGUCGGUUUUGGACCCAGCCACAGUCGACUUCGACCCAUUUUUUGAUGCAGCUGGUCUUGAUACUUGCCCUGGGUACAAUAUUCUACUCAGAUCGAAGCAAGAGGGCCAAUCUUCGCCGUCUCGCGCACACGUGGAUCUAUGCCGCACAAUGGUGGCUGGUAGGGCCUUCAGAAAAGUCUACUGUCAAUUUGGAGGGUCUGCAAGUUGGUUGUCUCUUGCUGUUGGCCCGCCAGACGAACAUCCUCCCGACCACGAGUUGGCUUUCCGCGGGUUCCGUGUUGCGCAUGGCCAUGGUAAUGGGGCUUCACCGCGCUCCUGAUCUCUUUCCCGCGCUCUCAGAAUACCAGUCUGAAAUGCGAGCUCGACUUUGGGUGACGGUGCUAGAGCUGACAUUAUUGUCGUCACUUGAUGCCUCCAUGCCCUUACCAUUCUCACUUCAAGAUAUCGAUUGCAUGGCGCCAUCGAAUUUAGACGACGAGCAGUUUGGUCCUAAGACCGAGAGGCUGCCCCGUCCGCAAUCCAGUGAGCGGCUGACCGAGUCGUCUAUCCAGAUUCUACUGCACAAGUCUCUUCCCGUGCGAGUGGAAGCUGUCCGGCUUCUGAACAACCAGCACCGCCAGGAACUAUCAUACGAAACCGCACUGAGGCUGGGAACUGAAUUGAGAUCGGCUUGCCGGGAUGUUGCUGCCUUGUUCGACACAGCUCGGAAUCAGUCAAGGCACGCGACCCCCGGUUCAAAAAUGGCUCCUUUUCAUCUCCGGUUCAUUGACACAUAUCUACGUCGAUAUAUCUUGUUUCUACAUCGCCCCUUCAUGAUCCAGGCUCGUAAAGACCCUCGAUUCUACCUGUCCCGGAAAGUGUGUCUAGACUCGUGCGUCGUAAUUGCAUCGUAUGCCGAUCACCUCCGUCUACCCUCAGACAGCUUGGAUGACCUCUCUCAUCUGGCCAUUGUAGGCCGAGGAUCUUUCAAAGGAGCAUUGAGCUUCGAUGUGAUUAUCUCUCUGGGCCUGGAGAUCAUCACGCAGCUUGAAGAAGAGGCUUCUACGCGACCCUCUGGGUCUUCACCCCCGUUUGUUGCCGACCACUUGGAUAAAAUGGCCAAGGCCAAUCGUGUGCCCUUGAUCCGGAGCCUAGAACAUAUUCAGGAGCAACUGCUGCAGAUCAUUGCGCUCGGGAAUCCCAGUCUGAAGCGAUACAACUUCCUAUCCGCAAUCCUGAGCCAGAUCCGAGCAAUGGAGUCUGGUCAGCCGAUUCAACCUGCCAUUUACGCCACCAUUAAAGAAAGCCUUCUGAAAUGCUACACCUUGCUCAAGGCCUCUCACGCGGCCAGUUCGCCCCAGGAAUCGGUGGAGUCGUUGACAACGGGCCCAGAUAGUCUGCCAGACUUCGAUGUGGACGCUCUAGUAAGUAUCCUCCUCCCAAUUUGCGUCUCUGCCAUUAACUUUAUAAUCAAGGAUCCUGCCUUGGGAUUGGAGAUUCCCAGUUUAUUGUUCUUUCCGGGUCUGAUGGAUAUGUCGGGCACCGAGUGGUAG
Messenger RNA from Penicillium oxalicum, 2436 nucleotides. Its product is annotated as Zn(II)2Cys6 transcription factor. Lineage: Eukaryota; Fungi; Ascomycota; Eurotiomycetes; Eurotiales; Aspergillaceae. Gene Ontology annotation, biological process: regulation of transcription by RNA polymerase II; DNA-templated transcription. Gene Ontology annotation, cellular component: nucleus. The transcript has 2 exons. Gene Ontology annotation, molecular function: RNA polymerase II cis-regulatory region sequence-specific DNA binding; DNA-binding transcription activator activity, RNA polymerase II-specific; zinc ion binding. The coding region runs from base 1 to 2436 and encodes 811 amino acids. The record is from RefSeq and is a predicted model, not a curated record.